UACCAAUAUGUUUUAUAACUCAUAGGCGUUUAAGUUAAAUAUUUAGAUAUCAAUUAUCAUCAAUUUAGUUAUAAUUAAUUGCUGUAAUUUUAAAUUUUAGGUAUAGUUGUUGCAACUAAUCCUGUAUGGUGCGAGAUUAGCUGUUACUUAAAUGGUCGUAUGACUGGUGCAGCAUUACAUACAUUUGUGUAUCGUAAUGCACAUGGUAUUAAAGACAGUUUAGGUCUUGUUUCUGGUCAGAACAAAAAGAACAGUUUAAUGACGGAAGAAAAUAGUUCGCACGAUGAUAAUGAUUCUAGUGAAGGGAAUAGUGAUAUAUCAUUAACACUACCAUCAAAAAAAAUUGUAUUCACAUUCUCACCUGAAGAAUGGAAAAGUGUAGAACCGGAAGAAGUCUUUUACAAAAAUAAUGAUAAACGCUGUACACAAAGUUCCAGAAAAUACCAUGUAUUGCCAAAACAUACAUGGACCCCAUUAUUGGCUGAGCAUUUUUGGGAGCACACUAAGUUACCUUGUUGUCUAUCUUUUCGCAGAGCAAGAGUACACCCAUAUGGUAAUAUUUAUGUAAAAAUUGUUGGAAAAUGUACUGUAUGUGACUCCUAUUUCGAAGGAAUUGUGCACGAAAGACCUCCAGCAACUGCAAGAGUUCUUAUGGAAUGUUCCUACACAGGUAAUUUUGAUGAAGUGCAUAAAGCAAAGAAACGUCGCAUGAUUGGACCUGCACAAUCAAAAGCUAUUACAGCUAUGAUUAAUGACGGUCGUUCAAGCGAGUCAUUUCGAGAGACAGAAGUAGCUCGGUUAAUGAAAAUAGGUAGGUAUUUAGCUUAAAUAUUAUAAAUAUAACUGUAUUAUUUAUCAUAAUUAAAAUACUAAAAAUGUUCACACUGUCCAAAAACUUGAAAAUACAUUUUUCCAAAUCAAGUUCAAAGUCACAAAUUAAUAAUGAGUGUUGUGGUGGGGCUAACUUCAUGAAGCACCACUCCCCGUCACUUUGGCACAUCUGUUCAAAAAUCAACGUCAACAUUUAGCAAAUCAAUUGAUCAAAAAAUAUUUCAGUAUCUAAAUUUUCUAGAUUAAAAAUAAUCGAUUUAAAUGAAUAUCAAAAAAUGUUUGAAAAUAAUUAAUAA
Messenger RNA from Acyrthosiphon pisum (pea aphid), 1127 nucleotides. RefSeq lists its product as uncharacterized. The transcript has 3 exons. NCBI's taxonomy places the organism in Eukaryota, Metazoa, Arthropoda, Insecta, Hemiptera, Aphididae. The record is from RefSeq and is a predicted model, not a curated record. The coding region runs from base 160 to 828 and encodes 222 amino acids.